AUGACGUCUGACGCUGGAAAAGCGCGUAUCACGCCGAGACAGUACAAGACUUCUGCUGCGCUGGGUGAUCAUAUCAUGACGAACUGGGUGUCCAACCCCACGCAGCUUUACCACGAGCUCAUGCACUGGUUCGGUGGUGUUGACUCCAACUUGAAGCACAUCAUAAAGGACCAGGUCGCUGUUAACGAGAAGGGCUACUUGAGGUACAAGGACAAGAACAACCAGGCCGAAUACUACACCCGUCCACCUUCUCAGCAAGAACUCAACCAGAAGGGUCAAAGAAAGCAGGGGGCGUAUGGCCUCCGUUGGAUUAUGAACUUGGCGCGCACUUAUAAAGACAAGAAUGGCAACACAAGCCCUUAUUCUGGUCCUAAGCUGGCCACCAAGAACGCUGACUCGUUGGCAGUAUUUUCCUUCAUGAUGUACCUAGAUCAAUUUGAUUGGUCCAAGAAUGGUGAUGCUCAAGACUUUACCCGUCUCAGGAACAAGUUGGGGUUGAACCCUUAG
Fusarium verticillioides 7600 is the source of this 507-nucleotide messenger RNA. RefSeq lists its product as hypothetical. The coding region runs from base 1 to 507 and encodes 168 amino acids. The transcript is spliced from 4 exons. Lineage: Eukaryota; Fungi; Ascomycota; Sordariomycetes; Hypocreales; Nectriaceae. The record is from RefSeq and is a predicted model, not a curated record.